This is a messenger RNA of Aspergillus steynii IBT 23096, 507 nucleotides long. Its product is annotated as DUF3807 domain-containing protein. Bases 1 to 507 code for a protein of 168 amino acids. The transcript is spliced from 2 exons. Lineage: Eukaryota; Fungi; Ascomycota; Eurotiomycetes; Eurotiales; Aspergillaceae. The record is from RefSeq and is a predicted model, not a curated record.
AUGUCGGGUCUUCAAAUCCCGAGCGUCACACUAGAAGACCUUGAAGCUUUCCAAGCAAAACAUUUCCCUGGAAGCGCCCAAACCCCCGCGAUUCAGGGCCCCUACGACGAAACAGUAGACCACCAGCUCGAAGAAUACGAAGAUGAAGAUGAUCUCGGGUACUACCCCGACGGGGUGAAGCGUACUUUGACGGACGAGCAGAUCAGGAUCUUCAGACAUAGCGAAAUCCACUCGCUGCUUCGUGAGAAGCAGCUACGCGAGGAGGCUCUUCUCGAGGCAGCUGAGGAGGAAAGAAGGGAGGAGGCAGCUGAAACGCAGAAGCCGGCUGCGUCUGACGCAGACACCGCGGUGCCUACGAAUAAACACGAGCGUACUGAUGGCCAAGAGGCUUCGGAUUCUCUUCUAGACUACGGUGAGGAUGCGCCCGUCGGCAAAGCGCAGAAACGUGCUCGGCCGGGAUAUGCACCUCCGUUCGUGGGGCGGAAGAUCAUCUCGUAUGACGACUGA